AUGUCGGACCACAAUCAAUUUACACCAGCGUUUGCGCCGUUCUUUGGCAUGGCCGGAGUUGCCUUUGCUAUGGUAUUCGGAUGCGCCGGCGCAGCCUACGGUACCGCCAAGUCCGGAAUCGGUAUCUCCGGUGUCGGUAUCUUUCGACCGGAACUCAUUAUGAAGUCCCUAAUUCCCGUCGUCAUGUCCGGUAUUCUGGGGGUUUAUUCUCUAGUGGUAUCGGUCUUAAUCGCCAGCGAUUUGGACCCUACUUUAAGCUAUAGUUUGUUUAAGGGGUUUUUACAUUUAGCGGCGGGAUUGAGUGUGGGGCUUUCAAGCUUGGGUGCGGGGUAUGCGAUUGGCAAGGUUGGAGAUGCGGGUGUAAGAGCGUACUUAUCGCAGAGCAGGGUGUAUGUUGGGAUGGUGCUGAUUUUAAUUUUCGCUGAAGUUUUGGGUUUAUACGGUCUCAUUGUCGCACUGAUCUUGAACACCAAAGGAAGCGGCUAA
Orbilia oligospora ATCC 24927 is the source of this 486-nucleotide messenger RNA. RefSeq lists its product as uncharacterized. The record is from RefSeq and is a predicted model, not a curated record. Bases 1 to 486 code for a protein of 161 amino acids. The transcript is spliced from 7 exons. Gene Ontology annotation, molecular function: proton-transporting ATPase activity, rotational mechanism. NCBI's taxonomy places the organism in Eukaryota, Fungi, Ascomycota, Orbiliomycetes, Orbiliales, Orbiliaceae. Gene Ontology annotation, cellular component: proton-transporting V-type ATPase, V0 domain. Gene Ontology annotation, biological process: proton transmembrane transport.